Messenger RNA from Mugil cephalus (flathead mullet), 5978 nucleotides. RefSeq names its product insulin-degrading enzyme (gene ide). Gene Ontology annotation, biological process: peptide catabolic process. Gene Ontology annotation, molecular function: metal ion binding; metalloendopeptidase activity. The transcript has 25 exons. The record is from RefSeq and is a predicted model, not a curated record. Gene Ontology annotation, cellular component: mitochondrion; cytosol; peroxisomal matrix. The coding region runs from base 76 to 3123 and encodes 1015 amino acids. NCBI's taxonomy places the organism in Eukaryota, Metazoa, Chordata, Actinopteri, Mugiliformes, Mugilidae.
UCUGCGUUCGACUGCUCGAGUCUAAUCAAAGAUGGCGCUGUAAAAGCCAAGGUUUGUUUUCCAUGGGUGCAAAGUAUGUUUAAGUGCAUUAACCGAACGGCCCAGUUUACGAGAUAUCUCCAGUCAGCAGGGAACGGUUUCCUCCUUAACCAAGAUUUUAGGCUGGUGUCAUCCCUGCCACUCAGAAUGACCGACCCCGCUGUGCAGAGGGUGAUUAGUGACGUAAUUCGCUCCCCCGAGGACAAACGGGUGUACAGGGGCCUGGAAUUCAGCAAUGGCUUGAAGGCCAUGCUCAUCAGUGACCCAACAACAGACAAGUCUUCAGCUGCUUUGGAUGUCCAUAUAGGUUCGUUAUCAGACCCAGGAAACAUCUCAGGCCUGGCGCACUUUUGUGAGCACAUGCUAUUUUUGGGAACACAGAAGUACCCAAAGGAGAAUGAGUACAGCCAGUUUCUGAGCGAGCACGCAGGCAGCUCCAACGCCUUUACCAGCGGAGAGCAUACCAACUACUACUUUGACGUGUCCCAUGAGCACUUGCAAGGAGCUCUAGAUAGGUUUGCUCAGUUCUUCCUGUGCCCGUUAUUUGACGAGAGCUGCAAGGACCGUGAGGUGAACGCUGUGGACUCUGAGCAUGAGAAGAACUUGAUGAAUGAUGCAUGGAGGCUGUUUCAGCUGGAGAAGGCCACUGGCAACCCAAAUCACCCCUUCAGCAACUUUGGAACAGGUAACAAGUUGACUCUUGAGACCCGACCGUCCAAGGAUGGGAUCGACAUCCGCCAGGAGCUGUUGAAAUUUCACUCUACGUAUUACUCCUCUAACCUCAUGGGCCUGUGCGUGUUAGGAAGAGAGUCUCUAGAUGAGUUGACGUCCAUGGUGGUGAACCUGUUUGGAGAAGUGGAAAACAAGAAUGUGCCUAUCCCAGAAUUCCCUGAGCACCCCUUUCAGGAAGAACACCUCAGACAAUUCUACAAAGUGGUUCCUAUCAAAGACAUCAGGAACCUGUAUGUGACGUUCCCCAUCCCAGACCUACAGAAGUACUACAAAUCGAAUCCAGGACAUUAUCUCGGACAUCUGAUUGGCCAUGAAGGACCUGGGAGUUUGUUAUCUGAGCUGAAAUCUAAAGGCUGGGUGAACACGCUUGUUGGAGGGCAAAAAGAAGGAGCCAGGGGAUUCAUGUUCUUCAUCAUCAACGUGGACCUGACUGAGGAGGGCCUCUUGCACGUGGAGGACAUCAUCUUCCACAUGUUCCAGUACAUCCAGAAGCUGCGCACCGAGGGGCCGCAGGAGUGGGUGUUUGAGGAAUGCAAGGAUUUGAACAAAGUGGCCUUCAGGUUCAAGGACAAGGAGCGACCCCGUGGCUACACCUCCAAAGUGGCAGGUUUACUACACUACUACCCCCUUGAAGAAGUUCUAGCAGCAGAGUACCUGUUGGAGGAUUUCAGGCCAGAUCUGAUUGAGAUGGUGCUGGAUAAGCUGAGACCAGAAUACGUCAGAGUUGCAGUGGUGUCAAAAUCAUUUGAAGGACAAACAGACCAGACAGAAGAGUGGUACGGCACGCAGUACAAACAGGAGGCCAUCUUGGAAGAAACCAUCAAGACAUGGGCCAAAGCAGACCUGAACGGAAAGUUUAAACUGCCGAUGAAAAACGAGUUCAUCCCCACAAACUUUGAGAUCUACCCCCUUGAGAAAGACUCCCCUUCGUUCCCCACGUUAAUCAAGAACACGGCGAUGAGCAAGGUGUGGUUCAAGCAGGACGACAAGUUCUUCCUGCCCAAGGCGUGUCUCAACUUUGAGUUCUUCAGUCGCUACCUUUAUACAGAUCCCCUGCACUGCAACAUGACCUACUUGUUACUCAGGUUACUGAAGGAUGAUUUAAAAGAGUAUACAUAUGCAGCCCGCCUGGCCGGGCUGGUGUAUGGCGUAGCCUCAGGGAUGAAUGCCAUCCUCCUGUCUGUGAAAGGUUACAACGACAAACAGCACAUCCUGCUGAAGAAGAUCAUUGAGAAGAUGGCCACCUUUGAGAUCGAUGAGAAGCGCUUUGACAUCAUCAAAGAAGCGUACAUGAGGUCUUUGAAUAACUUCAGAGCAGAGCAGCCUCACCAGCACGCCAUGUACUACCUCCGUCUCCUAAUGACUGAGGUGGCUUGGACCAAAGAUGAGCUCAGAGAGGCUCUAGACGAUGUAACUCUCCCACGCCUCAAGGCCUUCAUACCUCAGCUAUUGUCACGGUUACAUAUUGAAGCCCUUCUCCAUGGCAACAUCACCAAGGAGUCUGCUCUUGGCAUGAUGCAAAUGUUGGAGGACACGCUCAUCGAGCACGCUCACACGAAACCCCUCCUCCCGAGCCAACUGAUUCGCUACAGAGAGGUGCAGGUUCCAGACGGUGGCUGGUAUGUUUACCAGCAGAGGAACGACGUGCACAACAAUUGCGGCAUCGAGAUCUACUACCAGACGGACAUGCAGACCACCCACGACAACAUGCUGCUGGAGCUGUUCUGCCAGAUCAUCUCUGAGCCCUGCUUCAACACGCUGAGAACCAAAGAACAGCUGGGCUACAUCGUGUUCAGCGGCCCCCGGCGGGCUAACGGGGUGCAGGGCCUGCGCUUCAUCAUCCAGUCGGAGAAGGCGCCCCACUACCUGGAGAGCCGCGUGGAGGCCUUCCUCUGCACCAUGGAGAAAUCCGUGGAGGAGAUGAGCGAGGAGGCCUUCCAGAAACACAUCCAGGCCCUGGCCAUCCGCCGCCUGGACAAACCCAAGAAGCUGUCCGCCGAGUGCGCCAAGUACUGGGGGGAGAUCAUCUCUCAGCAGUAUAACUUUGACAGAGAUAACAUUGAAGUGGCAUAUCUGAAGACUUUGACGAAGGAAAAUGUCAUGCAGUUCUACAGAGAACGGCUGACGGUGGACGCCCUGAAGAGACACAAGGUGUCUGUGCACGUCCUCUCCAGAGAGAUGGACUCCUGUCCGAUAGUGGGAGAGUUCCCGGCUCAGAACGAUGUCAACCUGGCUCCUGCUCCUUCCCUGCCUCAGCCCACUUUGGUUCAGGACAUGACUGAGUUCAAGAGGAGCCUGCCUCUGUUCCCCCUGGUCAAGCCUCACAUCAACUUCAUGGCUGCCAAACUGUGAGCGAGGCCGGGGGUCGACACGCAGCAGCACGGGGGAGGAAGCGGGCCGCCGGAUUCUGGAGCCUGAACCUACACCCUCACACCCCCCCCCCACAUCAGGAAGACUUCAUCUGACUGAGCCUGCAUGACUGUGUGUUUGCGUGUUUGUGUGUUUGCGCGGGUGCAUAUGGAUGCUUGUGUGUGUGUGUGCGUGUGUGUGUGGCAGGCUGGAGAAGAGAUGCUCUGAAACAAAACAAAUCACAAAGUUAGCUCCGUGGUUGUCGACGUAGCCGUGGUAACGGUAGAGGUCUCACUGGACUCGCCUCAUGUUCACGUCUCCCAAAAAAAAAAAAAAAAAAAAAGAAAGCAGAAAAAAAAAACAAAGGAGAUGCAAAACUCGCACGCAUCACGACACAGUGUAGACUGUUAGAGAGAAAUAGAAGCAACAUUAAUUAAAAAAGAAAAAGAGCACGUUAAGACGAGGGUCAGAUCCCUUUAAGUGAGUCCAAGUGUACCGCAGGAGCUUCGCAUCCAGAGGUGUUUUUAUUUGAGUUCUUCAGACUCAGAGUCGUGCUGCUGUGGCGUCAUAGGAGAGGGGAGGGGAGGGGAGGGGAGGGGGGGCAUGAACCGGAGGCGGUAACCCCACGAAGGUCUUGUUUUAUUUGUCGGACUGGUGUGGGAGGCGCCCACAGCUCUCUCCACAAUAUUAUUACGGCAAAAGUUGCACUCAGUCAAAACGGGACGUUUUAUUCUUGCUCACCUGAAGCUGCUCCAUCAUGGUUUUAAUCUUUGCAUGUGUCAGAAUGUUUCUAGCCUGUGACCUGGGAAAAUGUCGGGACCCUUCGAGGAGCUGUUUUAAAAAAAAGAAAAAUUUGCUAACCACUGAACCACGGCCAUUUAAAAAAAAAAAAAAGUUUUUAUUUUUUAUUCGCAUUUUACAGUAGUUUGUAAUUCUACAUCUCAGGGGUACGUCCAUGCUGUUUUUUUCUUCUUCUUCUUUUUUUUUUAUUUGACAUUAAGUUUUAUUAGUAAUUAAAAUAAAAACCCUUCUUUUAUCAGCGAAUUAUUUGUUUUUUUGUUAUUUCAUGAAUUGGUUUUAGUCCUCAGACUGAAAAGGAGGUAGGGGACGGCUGUGGAGACGAAGAGUAUUUAUUUAUUUGAUCCUUUUCUAAGACCUGAGGGAGGCUGUCGCUGUUCGUACCCUCUGUCCUGUGGGGAGGAGCUGGUGUCAUAUUGUGAUCGGAGGCAGGAUUUUACCCCCACCCCCCCCCCCCCCCACCACCACCGCUAAAUAGUUGGGACGGCUCUCGCAGCGUAGAUGUCAAACAAAGCAGCUAGCCUUGUAUUAUUUUUAUUUUGAAACAUUUAGUCUAAAGAGUCCAGACUUGUUUUCUGAACAUAUAUAAUAUAUAUAUUUAUAUAUAUAUAUAUGCACUUCUCUCGCGAAGCAAUAACCUUCCUCUCGUGGACAGGGACCGGUGUGAGACAGACAGAAAGAGACGUAGCUCUGUCUCCACCGCUGAGUACAAAGAGCAGCUGGACUCCUGGAGUAGAUGGUGUGACCUGCUCUCUCAGGUGCUAACCAACUUUGUGUUUUUAAGAAUAAUAGUAAUGAAAAAAGAAAAAAAAAAAAAACAUUAUUUUGUCCCCAGCACCAUCGCGGCUCUUAGCCUCAUUCUCUCUGUCACACGAUGCUGCGUAGUUUUAAACAAGGUCAUUUUGAAUCCACUAUAUGGCUGAAGUUAAAGCUGCUUCUUCGUUUUCCUCAACUGCAUCGAAACCAUUUCAGUUAUUAUUAUUAUUAUUAUUAUUAUUAUUAGAGCUUUCAAACCCAGGCCUCUUCAUUACCACCUGCUACUGUUAUAAAGGACACUCUUCCCUUGUGGUCAAACCCAAAGACGACGUCAACAACAACCAGCAGCAGCCGCCGCCGCCGCCACCGGCCUUAGGUAGCGUCCCACUCCCACAGCUUUCAGAGCGUCCUCCGAGAAACUAGCAUCAUUACAUAUCAGGCUUGGGUGGUUUGGGCCAUGCACUGUUUACUUUGUGAAGAAGUACCUACUACUGAGUGGUUUUCAUUUCUGGAUGUAUUUAGCAAAAAAAAAGAAAAAAAAACGGACUGAUUGGCUUCAUGGGCUGGUGAAGAGUGCUGAUCUUUUUGAGUUUGGUCUUUUUAUGUCUCCUGUGUGUUUCUAAUGAAUAAACAAGUCAAUGGAACCCGUUUCCGUCUCACGGUUUCAUCCUUCAACACACAAACACGCACACGUCAACAUGUGGAAAAAUACAUUUAUUCACAGAACCGACACCAUAGACGUCGACAAUCAGAAGCAACUUCUCUACAGCACAGUUCACACUUGAGCGCCUUUCUUUUUUUUUUUUUGUUUUUUGGCAGAGGGUGAAUGUACGCCUGGGUCACAUGUGCAGGUUAAAUAGUCGUCGUGCCUUUUUCGUCGGAGCAGCAGCGGCUUAGAGGGUCGUCUCCAAGCCGGCUGCCGCGUUUGCAAAGGAAAUUAUCACAUCAUGCAAGGUCAGUUCACAAAAAAAAUGACAACAAGCCCAUGCAGGUGCAGCAAGUGAGCUGUUUUCAGACUUCCACUAAUGCACCAAUUUAAUUCUGUUGCAUUUAAAUAUUAAAUAUACAUUUCCCCCCCCUUUUAAUUUAGAAAUACUGAACAGAUUUAGGGAAGGGCUGGCUUCCCGCUUCCCACUUGUUGUCUGUUUGAACUGACUCUCACAGCCACACGAGCAUCUUUCCUGGUAAUUACACAACGGUCUGAACCGAGCUGAAGGCCACAGUCACAGUCAGGCAACACGGCAGUCCCAUCAUCACAUGAGGGGCAGAAAAGAUUCAAAAGUAAAAUCCCUUCAUCAUCAUCA